CGCAGAUCAAGCAACCUGGUGCUUUAAACUAGAAACGGAGGAUCUGUGAUUCCGAUGGGAGUGAGAUUGAAAUUUCUGGCGGCUCUUUCAAAGGAAAAUUGUAGAUUGUAUUCAAAUACGUUGAGGAAGAAAGAAGGUGACAAAGAGGAAGACGAAGAAGAAAGUUGUAGAAAGUAAUGGUGUUGUGGGAGUUAGCUCUAGGAACAGCUUACUUCUUGGGGAUUAGGCGGACUUACCGGCUCGCAUUGAAGACCCAGCGUCGGCUUGUUAGCCCUAAGCAUCCAAGGAUUCGAGAUUUUAUGCAUCGGUGAAGUUUCUUUCAUCUUUACGCUUUUCUUUUUGUGGAUUUUGCGAUUUGGUUGUUUCUGAUUUAGGUUUGACUGGAAAUACGUUUCUUUGUAUAUGAAUUGGCCUCUUCAAUUGAUGAAACUGCUUUGUUAUUGAUGUAUCGUUCUGAUUGUUUAUUGUGUUUAGGUUGAUUUCGAUUUUCUACUGUCCAGUUAGUUUUGUUCUGACUCCCGUAUCGCUAUAAAAAUGUGAUUUAAGCAAUGCAAUGCAAUGCAAGUGGUUGGAUUUAAGUAAAAUCAAGAGGAGGACUUAUCAAAUCUUUGAUAUGGCACUUAGGGUCCACAAGAACAUACAACAGAGAGACAUGGUUAUUGGUCGGAAUCUUGGAAACUGGAUUCUCCGGGGGCUUGACCGGAUGAAGCCAUCGGCUCAGGUUCUACUACCAAAGAAUACAGAGCCAAGCAUAGACAAGGCGAAAAGAGUAUUACAAUCAACCCGUCUUAAACCACAUGUUAACACGCAGACUCCUCAGAACCGUGAGGUUGAUAGGAACUUGUUCAUGUCCUUGAGGAACUUUCGGUCCAAAUACCCCAUUGCUUCGAUGAUGAUGAUCAAACCUCCAAGAUCCACGGGAACUACUACUCAGUACAGGCCUUACAGUGUUGGUGAAUCCAGUCUGAUUAAACCAAUUUAUGCUAGAGGCGGGUUCAACAGCGUCAUCAGGAAGGACAUUUUGCAGUGGAUGGUGCAGAAGAGAUAAAGCCGCCAAAAUUCAUCAAAGGCCCUUCUGUUUCUUAGAUUACAACAUACUCAGAAGGAAACACUUGUCUCAACCGUAUCACUUUGUAUGAGUUUUUAAUAACCGGUGGAUUGAUAGGAAAAUCUCCUGGACAACUAAAAAUUGUGACUAGUAUUACUUACUUGACUAACACGUCUAUCUGUUCUUCUUCUUCUUCUAAUUACAACCAGGAAUGUCUUCUGAGAGAUUUUGGGUUCUAUAAUCAAUAACAAAACAAUCAGGUUUACUUUUCGGGUUUUC
Molecule: messenger RNA, 1327 nt
Organism: Arabidopsis thaliana (thale cress)
Lineage: Eukaryota; Viridiplantae; Streptophyta; Magnoliopsida; Brassicales; Brassicaceae
Product: envelope glycoprotein
Exons: 2
Coding region: 554-1048 (164 amino acids)
Source: RefSeq, marked reviewed